Molecule: messenger RNA, 1749 nt
Organism: Aspergillus affinis
Lineage: Eukaryota; Fungi; Ascomycota; Eurotiomycetes; Eurotiales; Aspergillaceae
Product: acyl--CoA ligase
Exons: 6
Coding region: 1-1749 (582 amino acids)
Molecular function (GO): CoA-ligase activity
Source: RefSeq, a predicted model, not a curated record
AUGGUUUUCACUCCUAGCAGCUCGGCGGGCGAUCUGCCCCCGAUUCCUGAUAAUAUCCCGAUCAGCGAGUUCAUGCUUACGGACCUCUAUGGGCGCAAUCCUCUUGGGUAUUCAAAGGAUCCCUUCACCUGCGGAUUUUCCGGGAAGUCGUAUUCUUCUCUGGAGGUGGUAGACCGGGUGGACUAUCUAUCGCGAGGGCUUGCGAAGGAAUUCGGCUGGGCUCCCAACCAGGGCACGGAAUGGGACAAGACUGUGGGGAUUUUCAGUUUGAACACCAUCGAUACUAUCCCCUUGUGCUGGGCAACCCACCAGCUGGGUGGAAUCGUGUCUCCUGCCAACGCCGCAUACUCGGCUGCUGAGCUCAAACAUCAGUUGUUGGAUUCGGGGGCCAAGGCCCUGUUCACAUGUCUUCCCUUGCUUUCUACCGCGCUAGAGGCGGCCUCUUUGGCUGGAUUCCCCAAAAACCGCAUCUAUUUGAUCGAUCUCCCGAGCCAACUCACCGGCGGUGCGAAGGCUCCGGCAGAGUACAAGACUCUCGAGCAAUUUCUCGAGGCUGGGAAAUCGCUGCCCAAGUUGGAGAAACUCAACUGGUCGGCUGGUGAAGGCGCUCGACGCACCGCAUUCUUGUGCUACUCCAGCGGAACAUCCGGCUUGCCGAAAGGUGUAAUGAUUUCUCAUCGCAAUGUCAUCGCCAACGUUCUGCAAAUUACCGCUUCCGAAAAGAAGUACCGCGCAUCUCUCACUCCUCCCGGAAGUCAGUCCCAGCAUACCGAGGUCGCAUUGGGUCUGCUCCCUCAGAGUCACAUCUAUUCUCUGGUAGUCAUCUGCCACUCCUCUCCCUAUCGAGGUGAUCAGGUUGUUGUGCUGCCCAAAUUCGAGCUGAAGUCGUAUUUGGCUGCCAUUGAGAAGUUCAAGAUCUCUGUCCUGUUGCUGGUCCCGCCAAUCAUCAUCACUAUGCUCCGAAACCCCGAGGAAUGCUUGAAGCACAAUUUGAGCUCUGUGACUUCGUUAUUCACCGGAGCAGCACCUUUGGGAAUGGAGACGGCGGCCGACUUCGUGAAGGUCUAUUCAAAUGUUAUUAUUCGUCAAGGAUACGGUCUUACCGAGACCUCAACCGUUGUCUCCUCGACAUAUCCGGAUGACGUCUAUCUGGGAUCCUCUGGCAGCUUGAUCCCCGGAGUCGAAGCGCGUAUUGUAACCCCGGAGAAUGAGGAGAUCAUUGCCUACGAUACUCCAGGUGAACUGUUAGUGCGCAGCCCUAGUGUCGUCCUGGGCUAUCUCAACAACGAGAAAGCGAACAAGGAAACCUUUGAGGAUGGUUGGAUGCGCACCGGUGACGAGGCCGUCGUCCGUCUGAGCCCCAACGGCAAGGAGCACGUCUUCAUUGUUGACCGGAUCAAGGAGCUCAUCAAGGUCAAGGGAUUGCAAGUGGCCCCAGCCGAACUCGAGGCCCACCUUCUCACCCACCCUGCGGUCGCCGACUGUGCUGUUAUUGCCAUUCCCGAUGAAGCCGCCGGAGAGGUUCCCAAGGCUAUCGUGGCCAAAUCGCCCUCCGCUGGCGCAGAUGACGAGGCAGCCGCCAAGUCCAUCAUCAAGUUUGUGGAGGAACACAAGGCCCGCCACAAGUGGUUGAAGGGCGGCGUUCGCUUCGUCGAGGCCGUUCCCAAGAGCCCCAGUGGUAAGAUUCUCCGUCGCCUACUCCGCGACCAAGAGAAGGAGGCUCGCCGCAAGGCCGGUUCUAAGCUGUAA